AUGGCAAAAAGCGCAAAGCAGGAGGUUGGGGAGUCCUAUGUUGGGGACUGCUUGAAGAUUUACGACAAGCUUUUGUGCGACGACCUUGUGAACCAACAGUUGGAUGUCUUGGAAAGCAAAUGGCAGCUUCAAUCGUGCUUGAACAGCAUCCUAAAGCUCAAGACCAUCGUGGGAAAGACAGAUUCCUUGCAGGAACGCCAAUGGGUUAUCUCCUGGUUGGUUGAUGCAGUAUCUGCAAACGCUCUGUCAAAUGACGCUGUUCGCAAACCCUACUUGCUAGGCAGUGAGACGAGUGCCAGCGCAGUGGACUUGAUCAAGUUCAGAAGAGUGGCCAGUGACUUCUUCCUCGAUGUCGAGUUUCCUAGGCAGGGCUUUGAGCUUGAGGACUUGAAGUUGAUCAAGGCCAACAUGGCAACGACUCAGAGCUAUAGGGCAAAAGUCUCAGGGAUGACAAGUGAAGAAGAUGUCAAGACAGUUGAUGCUAAGUGGCAAGCGCAGCUGCAGGUUUCAUCCUUGAAGGUUUUGAAGCUGAUUGAGGACAUGCUGUUUGGAGCUUGCUUGAACCCGGCAUUCAUAGCAGUGCUGCGUAAGAACUCAAGCAAGCCAGAGCCCUUGGAGUUGAUCGAAGUGGAGACCUUCAAAGUCCGCUUUCAAGACUGCUGUCAAGCACGUGAUGCUGAGAAGGCGAAAGACAAGGUUCUGGCCAAAGAGCCGGACGUUGAGAUGGAUGAGGCCACCAAAAUUGAACGAGGGGUUGCGCCGCCUACCCCAGGGAAAUACCAAAAAGGAACCCCAGAGUAUUGGACAGCGACAGCUGCGCAACUAUGCGACAUUUAUGUCCUGUUGCAUGCGGAGCCACAGACUGAAGCUGCGAUGGUCAAGGCAAUUGCAGAGUCAAGCUUGGCCCCGACAAGCAUCAGAGGCAAACCUGGCAGAAGUUGUGUGCUUAUCCACCUGGAUACGCAGUUGAUCGGCGAGGCCAGCAAACGGCCGGCCUACAAGCUGCCUCCCAUCCCAGAUGGCCUGAUGUCCAAGCUUCUGACAGCAGCGUUGAAAGCAAGAGGAGCCCAGCCUGUGAAAGGAUCCACGCAUUUUGAUGCGCCCAUAGAAGGUGAUGUGGUCCUCUUGAAUGACGGAGGGAGGAAUGAUGCUGAUGCGUGCCUGUCUCACUUCAAAACGGGGAAGACGCGGCGGCCGGUCAAUGCUCAUAUUGACCACUGGGACUUGAGCUUGGUCAUUUCCCAGGAGACCCUGAAGCUGAAGCGCAAGAAGAAUCGUGGAGCACUGAACCAGGUGCAAAAGAUGCAUUGGCUUUCAAAAGAUCCUCUGACUUCCAUGAUCCCAGAGAAGAAGCAUGAGACCUUCAGUGGCACCAACCGUGGCAACGCACUCGCCUUUGUGUCUUUGCCAACGCAGAGGCAGCUCUGGCACGCCACUGUAGAAGAGAAGAAGGAGAUCUUCAAGGACAAGGUUUUUGGCACUUCUGGCGCCGACGAUGAUGACGAUGAUGGGGAUGCUCAAGAUGGAGGUGAAGCAGUUCGGAAAGACACGGACUGCGAACCAGUGUUCUUUCAUUGCCUUCUAAAGGCAUUGUAUGACACUCUUUUGGGGAGCUGGUCUGUCGCUGGGAUCCUGGAUCUCAGUCCGGGUCAAGGAGAGUUAGCCAAGUCAGCGAUCGAAAAGAGGCUCAGCUAUGUGGGCAUAUGCCUGUCAGAGGCCCACGCGGUGAAGCUGAAGCAGGAACUCAUUCGACACAUCAAGCAAGCCAUGGCCACAGAAGGAUCUGGGCUGUAUGAGACGGCUACCAAAAAGAAGGCAGAUUCUCGUGCUCAGGGCGAGGAUGAGGAAGACGACGAUGAGCCGCUGAAAAAGAAACAGAAGAAGCCGACGGGCAAGGGCAAGGCUAAGGCUAAGCCAGAAGAUGGGAAUGACAAUGAGGAUGAUGAUGCCGAAGACAAGCCAAAGAAGCGAAAGAAAGCGAAAACCGCCGCCAAAAAGUCUUUGAUUGAGAGCUCAGAGGCAGACUCUGAGAGCUAA
Durusdinium trenchii is the source of this 2037-nucleotide messenger RNA. NCBI's taxonomy places the organism in Eukaryota, Dinophyceae, Suessiales, Symbiodiniaceae. The record is from the annotation of a GenBank genome assembly.